Molecule: messenger RNA, 1397 nt
Organism: Thrips palmi
Lineage: Eukaryota; Metazoa; Arthropoda; Insecta; Thysanoptera; Thripidae
Gene: Sgf29
Product: SAGA-associated factor 29
Exons: 7
Coding region: 286-1170 (294 amino acids)
Cellular component (GO): SAGA complex
Source: RefSeq, a predicted model, not a curated record
UUGGUCGACGGUUUGUUGAUGCUUGAUGUCAACAAAUACUCGAAAACAAAGUGCGGGUAUAUUAUAAUGUAAGCCCCGGUUAAAGAUGCUUGACCGAGAAACAAUUUCAGAUCAGUCAGUGUCUUGUAAAUUGGUCUCACACCUGACGAACUUAGUAUUCUUGACAGUGGUCUUGGUGUCCUGGGGAUACGUUAUUGCUGCUGGUUGCUACACUGCAGCAAAGCAGCUUUCGUGUUCACCUCUGACUGAAAGAGAGAACGACAGCACUUGGUGUGCCAUCGGCUAAUGAAUCAAAUGGCUUACUCAGCAGAUCAAGCUGCUUUUCAAGUUCAGGAGAGGUUGAAAGCACUUUAUAGACUGGUCCAUGAUAUACAUGAUGAACGACAGAGAAGUGAACUUAAUUUGAACAGUAUUGAGAAAGCUCAUGAAAAAAUAAGUGCAGAGGAAAGAGUGUCUCCGCAUAAUCAGCAACAAUUAAAAACCUUGUACACAGCAGCUGUAGCUGAUGCAGAGCAGGAAGAAGAUCUUAUUCGUAAAGCCCUUGCCAAAGUUAAUGAAAUUCGCGCUAUCAGGAAUGAACGUAGAAUUCAGGCCAGGAAUGCUGGAAAUAAGGAGACCAUUCGGAGAGGUGCCUUGAUGAAAAUGCUGCAGUGUUCUGCACAGACAUUACCCUUGUGGGUAGGAAAACCAGGUGAAAAGGCACCUCCCCUGUGUGGAGCUAUUCCAAUGGAAGCAUCCUAUGUUGCCAAGCCAGGUGAUAUGGUUGCAGCUUUGGUGAAAGGAGCAGAAGAGGAGGAAAAUUGGAUCUUAGCUGAGGUAGUAAGUUUCAAUACCACUUCAGGGAGGUACGAGGUUGAUGAUAUUGACGAGGAACAAAAGGAUCGUCAUGUCCUGAGUCGUCGCAGAGUAAUGCCUUUGCCACUCAUGCGUGCUAAUCCUGAAACUGAUCAUUUAGCUCUAUUUCCCAAAGGUUCGGUUGUUAUGGCUCUGUAUCCUCAAACCACAUGUUUCUACAAAGCAUUGGUCAAUGCAUUACCAUCAACUGCAACGGAAGAAUACGAAGUACUCUUUGAUGAUCCAAGUUAUGCUGAAGGCUAUUCACCUCCUUUACCUGUUGCACAACGCUAUGUUCUUGCUAUAAGAGAUCGCAAGGGACAUGGGCAUUCUUGAGAACAGCAACGAACUUUAGGCAACUUAUCACAUCUGAGAAGUGACUGCCAUGAAACUGACACCAUGACUGCCGCUGAAAAUGCGUUUAAGUAUGAGGAUGGUUGAAUUGAUCCAAAAAGAACAUAUUAUUCUACUUGAAAAUUGUAUUUCCUCUUGCAAUUAGUAUAACUGUUGAUCACACAAGUUUUCUUAUCCUUCAAGAAUAAAAUCUUCAAACUCAAACUAAA